AUGAAAGCUCAUUACUCUCCCUCCAACGCCUUGCUGGACUUUGACCGGGAGGUCGACCCUCUCUCCUUGUUCUCGGAAAAGAGCCCUUUUACCAACAAUACUGUAUACUCGGUACCCGGCAUGUCGACGAAGAGAACCUCCGAUUGGGAGAGCAAUCCCCCUGGCAGCUCUGGCAGCAGAUCGUUGGACCCCUCCACCUUGGUAGGUCUGACAGGGAUUCCUGUCAGCUCGUCUACCGGUCAUCCUCAUUCGACUUGCGUCAACCCACAGGCAGGCUAUGUCCCAGCCCACGCGCACUCUGUAACAUUCUUAGCCCCCGAAAGCUAUUUAUCAGACCAGCGGGACUCCACAAACGACCCGAUGGAUUCUCUGUACAACUGGUCCAACUCCUCAAACGCGGAAGAAUUGAAACCUUCCCCCUCGGUGGAUCCUACCAUGUGCUCGGCCUCGACGUCGCCCUUCAUGCCACCAUACUAUAGCUUCGGGCCGCCGACACCAUCAAUGCAUUCAGAAAUUCAAGCAAGCAAUGGAUACACCCCGCAACAAAUCAACAAGUGGUGUAUGGAGAGUGAUCCGGCCGGCAGCUUCUACCAGCCCACAACGACAUAUCCGGCCAUGAGCCCACUCGCCUUCCCUCCCGCGGAGAUGUCCCCAAACGUCUACUCGGGUCUCAACGACAGCGUGAGCACCUCCGCUGAGCAUUGGUUGUCCAUUCCGGCACAGGAUGCCAGCUUCCUCUCACCUUCUGCCACCGCCAUCUCUAUCGACUCUUCGUCCGCCAUCAGCACGUCACCGGCCCCCACUCUCUCCGAUUUUGAGUACAAGUCAUCCUCGCCCCCUUUCAACCCGGCCGAUCUGACGCGGUAUGGAAUCCCUGCGGGUGAGGGGGUUUGGCGCUGUGCCCACCCUGGGUGCACCUCGCAGGCAUUGUUCCGACGUGGCUGCGAUCUGCGAAAGCACUUCAAUCGUCACCGCAAGCAUCUCUUCUGUCGACACGAGGGUUGCCCGCAGUCCAGGCAAGGCGGAUUCUCCAGCAAGAAAGAUCGUGCGCGCCAUGAGGCAAAGCAUAACCCCGGGAUUGUGUGCGAAUGGGAUGGGUGUGGACGGGUUUUCAGCCGAGUGGACAAUAUGAAAGAUCAUGUGCGACGGAUUCAUCGACGAGGCGGAAGUCGUUGA
This is a messenger RNA of Penicillium argentinense, 1176 nucleotides long. Its product is annotated as putative C2H2 transcription factor. Gene Ontology annotation, cellular component: nucleus. Lineage: Eukaryota; Fungi; Ascomycota; Eurotiomycetes; Eurotiales; Aspergillaceae. The coding region runs from base 1 to 1176 and encodes 391 amino acids. The record is from RefSeq and is a predicted model, not a curated record. Gene Ontology annotation, biological process: regulation of transcription by RNA polymerase II. The transcript has a single exon.